Pygocentrus nattereri (red-bellied piranha) is the source of this 2342-nucleotide messenger RNA. RefSeq names its product programmed cell death 7 (gene pdcd7). Lineage: Eukaryota; Metazoa; Chordata; Actinopteri; Characiformes; Serrasalmidae. The record is from RefSeq and is a predicted model, not a curated record. The coding region runs from base 121 to 1734 and encodes 537 amino acids. The transcript is spliced from 5 exons.
CUCCCAAACUCUCGUGGUAAGGAAGUGACGGAGCUGCCUCCGCUUAGAGGGACGCGCGUUUGAAGCUGCACUGUGAGUUUUCCUGUCGAGAUUCCCGUAUAAAUACAGAGGCUGGACAGUAUGGAUUCAUUCAGGACCUCAAGGGACGUGAACCAAACCCAGCCGUACUCGGGGGGGCCACCGGGAGCGGGCGCGGAGAGCUAUGGACUCGGUAGCCGAGGGGGGUUUGGUGUUGGAGCGCCUACCGGCUCGGUCCCUCCACCCCCGCCGCCUUGGCCCGCCCAGCACGGCCACUGGCCUCCGUUUCAGCCGCCGGUGCCUCCAGGUGGACCCUCUGCGUACUCUCAGCCUCCGCUUUUCGACCCCAGUAGACCUCCUCCAGGUUACUUUGGCGAGCAGCAGAUGGGGCCGGGGUCUGGGCCUUGGCCUCCUGCCGCCAGCCGGGGGCAACAGCCGCCUGGGGCUGAUGGGGGACAGUUUGAUCAGGGGGGCUCUUUUACCCAUUUUGGACCUCCAGCAUACCAGCCUUGUUAUCCUCCAUCCAGCUCGGGUCCAAACUUCAGUGUGGAUCAUCAUAAACCUCCCAGCACUUUUCCACCCCAGUUUUCCUCAUCAGAGGGCACCUGGCCAGGUGAGUGCCAGAAUAAACUAAACAAAGAACACCGCAGCACCAGGCUGGUCACAUCUGAUCCAGAUGCAAAGCAGAGGGUGCAGGACGAGCAGUGGAUCAAAGGGUUCUUGCAAAGAAGAGGGCAGAAAUCGGCUGCAGCCACUCGGGCUGCUUCAGAACAGUCUGUUUCUGAGUUCAGACAGAAGCUGUACAGUGCAGUUCAGAUGCUCUCUGAGCUCUCCCUGCUCUGCCAAACCCUGAAAAACAACCUGGAGAAUGAAAGUGUUUGGACUGAGUCGCACUCCAGAGCGGUGGAGCUGAAAAGCAGCCUGCAGGAGAGACUGGCAGGCCUGCAGGACCAGAAGGCCAUCAGCAGGGUGAAGAGGAAGCUGGAGCUGAUCAAGAAGAAACGGGAGCGCAUGCGCAGGAGGAAAGCAGAGAAGAUGGAGGAGAAACGGGAGGAGGAGAGGAGAGCUGCAGAGAGGGAGGCAGCUAUAGACAAGUACCGGAUGAAGCAGAUACAAGAACUGGAAGAAAAGAACAGGGAGCAUGAGCUGAAGCUUGCUGCUGACGCUGUGCUGUCUGAGGUGAGGAAGAAGCAGGCAGAUGCUAAACGAAUGCUGGACAUCCUCAAGGCUCUGGAAAAGCUGAGAAAACUCCGCAAAGAGGCUGCGUCAAGGAAAGGCAUGUUUCCGGAGAAGGAGUGUGAUGAGGUGUUUGAGGGCCACCUGACACGGCUGAGGAGUCUGAUCAGAAAGCGCACGGCCAUUUACGGUGCUGAAGAGAAAGCCCUGAGGGUCAUGCUGGAGGGAGAACAGGAGGAGGAGCGCAAACGAGAGCGGGAAAAGCGGCUGAAAAAGGAAAGGGAAAAGCUGCUGCUUAAGAAACAGGAGAUAGACAUCAUGCUGUUUGGAGCUGAACUGCCUCCCGAUCAUCCGCUUCAGCCUUUCAGAGAAUACUACACUCAGGCGGAGUGCUCUCUACCUGCCCUGAUCCAGAUAAGGAGAGAAUGGGAUCAGUUUCUGGUUCCAGUGGAUCAUCCUGAUGGCACGUCGAUCCCUCAGGGCUGGGUUCUGCCGGACCCUCCUUCGGAUGACUUCUGGGCCUCUGCUCUGGAGAAGUGACCCUGUUUACUGAACCAGUUCUGACUAUUGAAUCACUUCCAAUUCUACUGAAUGCUUCCAAACUACUGAAUGCUACUGACUGAUAGCGUUAACAGUAUGUGAGCUGGAAUAGGAGUUAUUUAUGUUGUAUUUCUGGUGCACACAUCUGUACAGAAAUAAAAGGUAACACUUUUUCAACACUACCUACAAGGGAAAAAUGUAAUCAAAUGAUACAUGACAUUUUAACAACACACAAUAAAUCACAAUUUUUAGUUUUUUCUGUAGGUCUGAAAGAUGAAUAGUUUUCAUAUCAAAAUCGCAAUGUUCAAAUCACAAGAGCUGCAAUUUUUUCAUUAUAUCCUAUAUUUUAUGAAAAAUGUCUUUGGUUUUAAGCGGGGAAAUUUAACUUAAUUUAAUUUAAAAUUUCAUUUCUGAACUGCCUGCAGAUGUUAGGCCAAUCAGAUCCAUGUGUUGUGAUAUCACAGCUGUAAGUCUGCCACACUGCAUUCAGGUUUCAAGAAUCAAGCCAAAAAAGUGAAUAUUAAAGUGAAUAUUCUGGUCUACUUGGCAAAAAAAAACAACAAACAAACAGGCCUGAACCUUAAUUUAUAGAAAAAAAAUUGUAGUCA